AUGGUGGCCAGGGGUUGGUUGGGAAGAUUGCGAGGGGCCCGGGCUAUUCCAAAUUUUAGCUGUGCCAGUCCCAAGGUCGAAGAAGCAAAGGCUCUAAGAGAGGCCAUGAUAGUUGCACAACAGCAAGGUUGGCGAAGUGUGGAGUUUGAAGUGGACUGUAGUCAAGUAGUGAAAGCAGUGUGCAGUGAGGAGGAGGACGUAGUGAUAGCAACAAUUGUACAUGACAUCAGGAUACUUAGGUUAAAAUUUGAUGAAUGUUGUUUUACCUUUACAAAUAGGGUGAACAACUUUGUUAGCCAUAAACUAGCUAAAGUAGCUAUUACUUUGGAACAAAAUACUGAAUGGAAGGAAAACUUCCUAGUUUGGCUGCUGGAACAAGUCCAGGCCGAUUGUAAGAGCUAUUGCCCACCUAUACUGUAA
This is a messenger RNA of Coffea eugenioides, 420 nucleotides long. RefSeq lists its product as uncharacterized. Bases 1 to 420 code for a protein of 139 amino acids. The transcript has a single exon. The record is from RefSeq and is a predicted model, not a curated record. Gene Ontology annotation, molecular function: nucleic acid binding; RNA-DNA hybrid ribonuclease activity. Lineage: Eukaryota; Viridiplantae; Streptophyta; Magnoliopsida; Gentianales; Rubiaceae.